This is a messenger RNA of Lactuca virosa, 880 nucleotides long. The record is from the annotation of a GenBank genome assembly. NCBI's taxonomy places the organism in Eukaryota, Viridiplantae, Streptophyta, Magnoliopsida, Asterales, Asteraceae.
UUUUGACUAGACUUGUUAAGCAUAGAUUUUAUCGACCAAAUAACAAGAAAAAUACCCAUUACUAACUCUUUCUUAUAAUCAAUUCCCCCAAUUUCUACAUCUCUACACACAUAAGCUCACCAAACCUUCCAUCUCUCUUGCUAAUUUGAAGCCAUGUCCGCAGUAUCGACUUCAUCGGCGCUUUUACCCAAGCACCAGUCAACCCAAUUAUCAUCCGGAUCCUCUUUAAAGAAACAUGACCAUGGAUUCACCAAAUUAUUGUUUGGAACAUCCAAAAGGACAUUCUCUAUCAAAGCAGGAUACAGUGAUGAAAGAUCGAACAGUGGGAAUGCCUUUGUUGGUGGCUUUGUUCUAGGAGGAUUGCUUGUUGGCACACUUGGUUGCAUAUAUGCACCUCAGAUAAGUAAGGUGCUGGCUGGAACUGACAAAAAGGACUUGCUAAAGAAGCUGCCCAAUUUCAUUUAUGAUGAAGAAAAAGCUUUGGAGAAAACACGCAAGAAAUUGGCACAGAAGAUAGCGGAAUUGAACUCUGCUAUAGAUGAUGUAUCGUCUCAGUUGAAAUCAGAUGAUGAUGAUGAUGAUGAGCCUACCACCACUAAUGGUGUUGUUCCUGAUGAAACACAAGCUCUUGCAUAAAAAGAUAAUAAUUUCCCCAAAUCUAGAGGAUCAGAUUUAUCUAUGACAUGAUAUAAAAGAUAAGAGUUUGUCCAAGGAAGGUGAGAGCAUUCAUAUAAGCUAUGAAUCUUCUGAUUGAUAAUUAGGCCAAAAAAGAACAUGAAUGUAAGAAAUUCAUUUUUCAUGUCAAAAUGUUGACUUUCAUCAAAAAACUACUCCGGUUUUUAUCUUGUUCUCCUUGUUAAAUAAUAUAUUUCUACAAAUG